AUGAGCUAUCGAUCAAGUAUCACCGCAUCCGAAUCCACAACGAGACAGUUCGCCGGCUCGGGACGGCGACGCUUCGGAAAUCACUGGUGGCGCGUGAGAGGCGGGCACAUGUUUUAUCCGUUAACGUGCGGCGGGCGGCGCGUACCUUUUCCUGUUCGUGUGCGGCCGCUGUUAAGGUUCAAGUGCAGCCGUCGUUACGGCAGAGCGAGGGCUCAUACGCGAAGCGGCUACCGGCGUCCGCUCAGCCGCGGAGCGGACCUCGCCCACUCACAACACCACCACACUCGACCCAUUCAG
Iphiclides podalirius (scarce swallowtail) is the source of this 297-nucleotide messenger RNA. The record is from the annotation of a GenBank genome assembly. NCBI's taxonomy places the organism in Eukaryota, Metazoa, Arthropoda, Insecta, Lepidoptera, Papilionidae.